GCCUGCCUCCCGCAGGGAAUUAGCCAUAAGCACGUCUACCACGGUAGGGAUGCUCCGUAGCCCCUUUGACGGAAAUUCUCCUUCUUUUCAUUCCAGGAAUGUUGGUUUGACCUUGUUCGUGGUGGCUUCGGCCACCGUCCUCAAUUGUCGAACGCCGGGAAGCCACCGCAGGACAGCUCUGUAAAGCAACAGAGCCAAUUGCGCCAGGUUCUCGAAGCCAUGCAGGAUAGUUUUUUCGGUAAGGAUGGGCAUCAAAAUGAACAGCAAUGGAUUGGAUACAUCAGAGCUUCUCGGGCUGGAAUGGGGAGGAAUGUACGCCGGAUCAAUCUACGGCUCGAUCUCAAUCGUCAAUGAUCGACGGCGACACCAUUUCCCCAUGAUCAUGAUGCCUCACCUUUGCACGAAGGCGUUGAGUGAUAUGUCAAUUCUCAGUCAAUAGUGAUGCUGAAGAUUGCAUACUG
This is a messenger RNA of Aspergillus japonicus CBS 114.51, 461 nucleotides long. RefSeq lists its product as uncharacterized. Bases 257 to 439 code for a protein of 60 amino acids. Lineage: Eukaryota; Fungi; Ascomycota; Eurotiomycetes; Eurotiales; Aspergillaceae. The transcript has a single exon. The record is from RefSeq and is a predicted model, not a curated record.